AUGAGUUCGUCAUCAACUUUGAUAGUCGACUGUGAAGAAAAUUUAUUGAGUAAUAUCCAUGAACAGCAUGUGCAACACAAGCAAGAGAGUGUUGUCAAUAGUGAACCACAUUUGGAAAUGAAGUUUGAAUCGGAGGCGGCAGCUUAUGAUUUUUAUAAUGAGUACAGCAAAAGAAUUGGAUUUGGUAUUCGUCGAGAAUAUGCAAAUAAAAGUAAAAAAGAUGGAGUUUUGACUUCAAGAAGAUUCACAUGCUUCAAAGAAGGUGUACGUGGUGUUGACAAGAGAUAUCAGAUGACGGGGGAACACACUAGAGCAGAAACUAGAACAGGAUGUCAAGCGCGUAUGGUUAUUUCACUUGAUCGGAAGAUAGAGAAAUAUAAAGUUGUUGACUUUGUAGCACAACAUAACCACCCUCUUCAGCCGCUAGAGUAUGUUCAUAUGAUUCGCUCUCAUCGGCGCAUAUCUGAAGCACAAGCAUCACAAAUUGUAUUGGGAGAUGAAUCUGGAUUAACACCAAAAGAUUUACAUGAAUAUAUAUCAAAGCAAGUUGGUGGGAUAGAGACAGUUGGUUUUACAAGACGAGACCUUAAGAAUUAUCUUCAAACCAAAAGGAUGCAAUCACUAAAGUAUGGUGAAGUGGGUGCAUUGAUGAUGUAUUUCAAACAAGAAAGUGAAAAUCCAUCAUUUUUCUAUGAAUUUCAAAUGGAUGUUGAAGAGCAAAUAACAAAUAUAUUCUGGCGGAUGCACAAAUGA
Messenger RNA from Lathyrus sativus (Indian pea), 753 nucleotides. Lineage: Eukaryota; Viridiplantae; Streptophyta; Magnoliopsida; Fabales; Fabaceae. The record is from the annotation of a GenBank genome assembly.